This is a messenger RNA of Strongyloides ratti, 4170 nucleotides long. RefSeq names its product Amidohydrolase 1 domain and Metal-dependent hydrolase, composite domain-containing protein. Gene Ontology annotation, molecular function: dihydropyrimidinase activity. Lineage: Eukaryota; Metazoa; Nematoda; Chromadorea; Rhabditida; Strongyloididae. The transcript is spliced from 4 exons. Gene Ontology annotation, cellular component: cytosol. Bases 1 to 4170 code for a protein of 1389 amino acids. The record is from RefSeq and is a predicted model, not a curated record. Gene Ontology annotation, biological process: pyrimidine nucleobase catabolic process.
AUGUUUCCUUUUUUACCUUUUUUGACAUUUCCAAAAAAUGACAUAGAAAGGAGAAGGAGAGAUAAAUAUUUAACUAUCCAAAUCAGCUCACAAACUGGUACACCAAUAUUUAAACGAAAAAAAUUACCUAUUUCUUCAUUACCUCAUAAAGGUACACUUACCACAUAUGAGAGUCAAAUAGAAAUAGAACGAACGAUUGAUAAUAUUAAUGAAAAAUGUCAAAUCAAAAUUUCAAAUGAUAAUAACAAUGAAAUUUUUGAGAAUAUACAUAAUAAAAAUGAUAUUAACUUAACUACUACAUCAUCAUCAUUUAAUUCUUCUGAAAAUAAUAUUAUGGAUAAUGAUAUUAAACAAAAUACGAUUAAUAAUGAUGGUGUUCUUUUAUCUACCGAUAUUAAUGACCAUGACAAAUUUAAUGAUAAAAAUGAUGUUCAAUUGACAGAUGGCACUAAUAAAUUAUUUGAUGAGAAUGUUUUAGAGAAAUAUCCUGUUAAACAAUCACCUACUAAUGAUAAAAAUAUUAUUAAUGAUGUUAAUGAAAGUAAUUUAUUAUCAAAAACUGAUUUGCAAACUAGUUUUUAUGUUGAAAAAUUAAAUAGUAUUAAUUUAGAUGAAAUAACGGAGGAUGAAAUUUUUGGACAGGUUAAAAAAACUCCACUUAUGUUUAAUCCCACGUUUAAAGAAUCAUCACCUGUUCCAUUUGAAGAGGAUCUCAAUAAAGAAGAGGAGGAUAAACAUAAUUUAUUAAUAAAAGAUAAUGACUCUAAAGAGGAAUCAAAUGAUGACGUUAAAAUUGAAUCAUUAAAAACGAAAGUUGAAGAUACAUUAAUUAUAAAAGAAAAUAAAAAUAUUGAUGAAAAUGUUGAUGAGUUAACAUUAGAUUCACGUGGAAAAUUAAUUCAUAGUCCAAUUCCACCAAAAAAUGUUAAAAUUUCUAAAACUCUUAGUUCAUCAAAACAAGAAAUUACAAAAUCAACUUCUGGAAAAUCAUCACCAUUAAAUAAAGGUAACAGAAAAGAUGUUAUAUCUCCAAGAGAUAAUAAUACAUCAAAAAGUAAUGAAAGAAAAUAUUCAAAUGAAAGAAUUUCUUCACCUCAUCUUAAAACAUCUUCAUCAUACCAAAGAAUUCAUUCUGUUUCACCAAGACCUGCAUCAGGUAGUCAAACUAAUUUAUCAAAUGAAAGAAAAAUAUCUUCUUCAGGAAGGUUAUCUUCUCCAAAUAAUAAAAACAUCCGUCAAAGUAAUGAUAAAAUAGAAAGAUUAAGUCAUAUUCAAGCACGUCCAAUGGAAAGACUUACUGAUAUGGGAAGAACAAAAUCAACUCCACCAAAUGUAUUAAAACAACAAUCUACUACUAAUGUAUCAUCUCCAAGAGUACCAACACCAGUAAAACAAUCGAAUCGUAAUCCAUUUGCUGUAUCAGAAGCAAUGUUAGCAAUAUUUGGAGACUCAUCAUCUGGUGGUGCUGGGGCAUGUUUUAAUAAAAUACCACCACCAAAUCCAGCAUUAAAAAAUAGAAAUUUUAAAAGAUCUAAUGUAUUAGAAAGAGAACAGGAUCAACCAUCAAUAUUUCCAAAUACAAAACCAAUUCCUGGACCAUCAUGUUCAUCUAGUACAUUUGAUGUAAUACCAGAUCAUGAUAAAGCUUAUGAUGAAGCUAAAAAAAGAGGUAAAUGGAUGGCAACUGAUAGUGCAUUUUCAAAAGUUGGUGGAACAUAUAAUGCUGAAAUUACUUGUGGACCAGAGCAUGAUAUUGAAAAUGAGAAUGAUGAAUUAAAUAAUGAGGGUAUUCUUGUUGUAGAGGAAACACCAUUUUCAGGAAGUCGUCGAUUUGUUAGUCAAAAAGAUGAAUAUAAUAAAAAUGUUGUUUGUCAACCAGGACCAGACAUUUAUGGUGAGGAUGACAAUGAUGAUGAAAAUAGCAUAAAAAUAGAGGAAAGAAAAACAUCUGUCAAUGAGAUAAAUACAAAUGAAUGUAUAAUUACUUGCAAAGAUGGUCAAGAUAUAACAUAUGAUCAUAUUACUAAUUGUCCAGAAAACAUUAAAAUUAAUUGUUUCUAUAAUAAAGAUGAAGAUUGUAAUGACCAUCAAAAGGGAAACAAAAUUUAUAAAGAUAAAAGUUGUGACAAUACCAGUUAUAGUAGUAGAGAUAAUGCCGAUUUAACACAACCUAAUAGUAUAUCUCCAUCUUUUCAAUAUACUAAUAGUGGUAUACCACAAACAAACUUUAAUGAUGUCCUUCCCUCACAAGAUAAUGAUGAAGUUAGUAAUAUUAUUGAUAAUAUAAAUUAUCAAACCACUAUAUUUAGUGAUAAUAUAAAAAAUAAUUUUAAUAGAGAAAAUAGUAAUGAUUCUCGUAAUUCAUUUUCACAAAAUUCUUCUAAUUCAGGUAUAAACAAUGAUUCUGAAGAUGAAUCAUCCUUAGGGAAAGGUUUACAAUCUUCUAAAGGAAAUAUUGCGAUUGAUAAGAUGGUUAAACCUGGAAAUACUUCUUCUGGAUCUGAUGUACCAUUAUUAAUAAAAAAUGGACAAAUUAUUAAUGACGACUCAUCAUUUAUUGCUAAUAUCUUAAUAGAGGGUUCUAUUAUAAAACAAGUUGGUAAUCAAUUUCCAAUACCUGAUGGUUGUGAGGUAAUUGAUGGAACCAAUAAAAUUAUAAUACCAGCUGGUAUUGAUAUUCAUACAGAAUUUUCUUCUUUUACAUCUAUUGAUGACUUUACAAUUGGUUCAAAAGCUGCUAUAGCUGGUGGUACAGCCACAAUUAUUGAUGUUGUCAUUCCAAGAAAUGAAAGUGAGAGCCUUUUAAGUGCUUUUGAAAGAACUAAAAAUCUUAUUAAUGGAAAAUGUCAAUGUAAUGCUGCAUUAAGUGUUAUGAUUUUAACAUGGAAUAAUGUUAUUCAAAAAGAAAUGGAUUGUCUUGUAAAAGAAAAAGGUGUUAAUAAUUUUAUUCUUAAUAUUUCAUCAUGUACAGAUGAUCAACUUUUUGAAAUAAUGGAAUUUUGUAAAAAAUUAGGUAUUAUUUUAAGAAUAUCACCAGAAAAUAACUCUGUUAUCAAGAUACUUGAAAGAAAAAUGCUUAAUUUAGGUGUCACAGGACCAGAAGGUUAUUGUCAAUCAAGACCUAUACAGCUUGAAACAGAAAAAAUUACAAGUUUAGGAACUUUCUCUCAAUUAUCAAAUUGUCCUGUAUCAAUUGUAUCAUUAACCUCUUCUGAAGGUUGUCAAGCACUUCAAUCAUCUAAUAUUAAUGGUGGUAUAUUAACUGCUGAAAUACCAAUUGUUGCUUUAGCACAAAAUGGUGAUAUUUAUUAUGAUAAAAAUCUUGCUUUAGCUUCAACAUUUAUUAUUAGAAAUCCAUUACGCCCUGGUAGACAACAUGCUAAUACCUUGUUAAAUGCUUUAUCAACAUUACCAUUAGCUAUGUGUGUAUCUGAUCAUAAAGCAACAAAAAAUUAUGAUAGAAUUACAGCUACUGAUUUUACAAAAAUGAUUCAUGGUGUUCCAGCUGUUGAAGAGAGAUUACCAGUAUUAUGGGAGAAAGCUGUAUGUUCUGGUUCAAUGAAUUAUAUGAAAUUUGUUGCUGUAACAAGUACAAAUGCUGCAAAAGCUUUUAAUAUGUAUCCAAGAAAAGGUAGAAUAGAGAUUGGAGCUGAUGCUGAUAUAACAAUUCUUGACACGACAAUAAAAAGACAAAUAAGUGUAAAAAAUCAAAUGUCAACAGCUGAUUUUAAUGCCUUUGAACAGAUGACUGUUCAUUGUCAAGUUGUUGCAACAAUUUGUGGUGGUAAUAUUGUUUAUCAAGAUAAUAAAAUUGUAAGUAAUGGUACUAAAACACAAAAUGAUAUGUAUUUACCAUUAUUACCAAAUAGUCCUCAUCUCUUUUCUCAAGUACAACAAAGAGAAAAAAUGGUUGGAAAAGUUGAAAAAAUUGAAAGAGAUGAGAAUGAUUCAAGAAAAAGUUCAAUUUCAUCAACAGGAGGUACAUCAAACGUUCGAGGACCAAAAGUUAAUCCAGCUUUUCAAUCAAGUUUUGAUACAAGAUCAAAUUCAGGAAGUAAUAUAAGAAAUCAAUUUGAAUCUACAAUAAACCAACCAUUGCCACCAAAUCCCAAUAGAUCGGGAAUUAAAUUUAAAAACCCACCAGGUGGAAGAAGUACCGGAUUAUGGUAA